Chironomus riparius is the source of this 324-nucleotide messenger RNA. The record is from the annotation of a GenBank genome assembly. NCBI's taxonomy places the organism in Eukaryota, Metazoa, Arthropoda, Insecta, Diptera, Chironomidae.
AUGUCAAAUCAACAAAGAGCUCGUUUACCGCCAACUCCGUGUAAUUCCAUCACAACACAAUCAAAUGUCACACAACGUCAUACACAGAACAUUGAUGUUCAAAAUAACACAAUUUCAAAUGUAAUGACGACCACUGAUAGUAGUCAGCAAAUGUAUAACAACAAUAAUAUCAAUGAUGAUUCACUGCAUGCCUUGGGUCCUGAUUUAGCCAUUCAAACCAGUCAGGUGCUCGAUAAUCUUACAGAUCAUGAACGCUCAAUUAUUUUGGAUGUUUUAAGUCGUGAUGAAUCCAUAAGACAACGUGAUUCUGCACGUAUCAUGUGA